AAUGAUAGGAAAAUCAAUAAAACUAAAAGCUGGUUCCUUGAGAAAAUAAAAAAAAUGGAUAAACCAUUAGCCAGACUCAUCAAGAAAAAAAGGGAGAAGACUCAAAUAAAAAGAAUUAGAAGAUACUUUCGGUAGAUUACUCCUUUCUGCCCGUGGACACCACUGAGUAAGCAUCAUUGACGUCUCCCCCCCACCCCACUGCCGUCAUGUGUAAGUCAGAGUCACCCAAAGAGCCUGAACAGCUGCGGAAGCUCUUCAUCAGAGGUUUGAGCUUUGAAACAACCGACGAGAGCCUGAGGAGCCAUUGUGAGCAGUGGGGAGCACUCACAGAUUCUGUGGCAAUGAGUGAUCCAAACACCAAGAGCUCCAGAGGCUUCGGGUUUGUCACGUAUGCCACCGUGGAGGAGGUGCAUGCGGCCAUGAAUGCAAGGCCACACGAGGUGGAUGGAAGAGUUGUGGAACCAAAGAGGGCCGUCUCAAGAGAAGAUUCUCAAAGACCUGGUGCCCACUUAACUGUGAAAAAGAUUUUUGUUGGUGGCAUUAAAGAAGACACUGAAGAACAUCAUCUAAGAGAUUAUUUUGAACAGUAUGGGAAAAUUGAAGUGAUUGAAAUCAUGACUGAUCAAGGCAGUGGCAAAAAGAGAGGCUUUGCUUUCGUAACCUUUGAUGACCAUGACUCUGUAGACAAGACUGUCAUUCAGAAAUACCACACUGUGAAUGGCCUCAGCUGUGAAGUAAGGAAAGCCCUAUCUCAGCAAGAGAUGGCUAGUGCCUCAACCAGCCAAAGAGGUCGAAGUGGUUCUGGAAACUUUGGUGGUGGUUGUGGAGGUGGUUUUGGUGGGAAUGACAGCUUUGGUCAUGGGGGAGACUUCUGUGGCCGAGGUGGCUUUGGUGGCAGCCAUGGUGGUGGGGGACAUGGUGGCAGUGGAACUGGCUAUAAUGGGUUUGGUAAUGAUGGAAGCAAUUUUGGAGGUGGUGGAAGCUACAAUGAUUUUGGCAGUUACAACAAUCAAUCCUCAAAUUUUGGACCCAUGAAAGGAGGAAACUUUGGAGGCAAAAGUUCUGGCCUCUAUGGUGGUGGAGGCCAAAAUGUUGCCAAACCCUGAAACCAAGGUGGUUAU
Molecule: messenger RNA, 1121 nt
Organism: Kogia breviceps (pygmy sperm whale)
Lineage: Eukaryota; Metazoa; Chordata; Mammalia; Artiodactyla; Physeteridae
Product: heterogeneous nuclear ribonucleoprotein A1-like
Biological process (GO): mRNA splicing, via spliceosome
Cellular component (GO): catalytic step 2 spliceosome
Molecular function (GO): mRNA 3'-UTR binding
Source: RefSeq, a predicted model, not a curated record